AUGGAGGGUACAAAUCAGACUGGGAUGAUUCACUUCCACUUCCGCCCCUUCUCCAAACUCCCCGAGGUGCAGAUGCUGAUUUUCGUGGCCUUCCUCGUCAUGUACCUGGUCAGCAUCAGCGGCAACGGCUCCAUUUCUCUCAUCAUCUGGAGCAACCAUUCUUUGCACACCCCCAUGUACUUCUUCCUGGCCAGCUUGGCAGCUCUGGAGAUCUGCUACUCUUCCACCAUUGCCCCUCUGACUCUGGCCAGCGUCCUGUCCGCAGAGAGAGCCCUCAUCUCCCUGCCUGGCUGUGGUGCCCAGAUGUUCUUCUUCAUCUUCCUGGGCAGCGCUGACUGCAUUCUACUAGCUGUCAUGGCCUAUGACAGGUUUGUGGCCAUCUGCCACCCUUUGCGUUACACCCUCAUGAUGAGCUGGAGGUUGUGCGUCCAGCUGGCCCUGGGGUCUCUGGUGCUGGGGUUCAUCUUGGCCAUGCAGCUGACUGUGCUCAUCUUCCGCCUCCCCUUCUGCCGCAGCCAAGAAAUCAGCCUGUUCUACUGCGAUGUCCUCCCUGUCAUGAGACUGGCCUGUGCAGAUACGUGGGUCCAUGAGGCCACACUGUUGGUGGUCAGCCUCACCGUCCUCACCAUCCCCUUCCUGCUUAUCGCCCUCUCCUACGUUUUCAUCAUGGCCGCCAUCCUGAAGAUCCGCUCGGCAGAGGGGAGGCACAAGGCCUUCUCCACCUGCUCCUCCCACCUGACUGUGGUCCUGCUCCAGUAUGGAUGUGGAAGCCUCAUCUACUUGUGCCCCAGCUCCAGGUACUCUCCAGAGAGAGGCCAGGUAGUGUCUGUGGUUUACACCUUCAUCACCCCUGUGCUGAACCCCUUGAUCUACAGCAUGAGAAACAGAGAGCUUACGGAUGCUUUGAAGAGAACAAUGAUGAGGUUCCUGUUGUCCUGAACACGGUGAACGCUCUGGAUGUUCCUCUACAACACUACUGGGAAGACACAAACGAGUAUGCCUUCUGA
This is a messenger RNA of Prionailurus viverrinus (fishing cat), 1007 nucleotides long. Its product is annotated as olfactory receptor 10V1-like. The record is from RefSeq and is a predicted model, not a curated record. Lineage: Eukaryota; Metazoa; Chordata; Mammalia; Carnivora; Felidae. Bases 1 to 939 code for a protein of 312 amino acids. Gene Ontology annotation, cellular component: membrane. Gene Ontology annotation, molecular function: olfactory receptor activity; G protein-coupled receptor activity. Gene Ontology annotation, biological process: G protein-coupled receptor signaling pathway. The transcript has a single exon.